CCCUCUCUUUUCCCUGUCUUAAUAAACUCGUCUUUGCCUCUUGGUCUUUCAGAGACAAGCACCAGAUAAAUUUGGAGCAAACCAUAGCAGAAGAGCAAGGAAACCCCCGUAGAGGUAUGAUGAUAAUCUUAGUCUUCAUUUAUUUCUUUCUUUUUUUUUAUUAAAAUUAUUUUAUUGGGAAUUAUCUCUUGGUUAAUGUUGUUUUAUCCUUUUCUUUUUUGUUGGAUGAAUUGAGCUGCUAAUUUUGAGGACCAAGGGAAAUAUUAUCUAUCCCAAAACAAAUACAUAUACAUUUGUGUAAAGGCGGUGGUGGGAAAAAAGAGAGAGUGAGAUGAUAGCUGAAGCGAAGGUGGGUAGUGAAGACUUGAACUUGUGUUUUGAGAAGCUGAUGAUGGUUGCUGCUGGAAAUAGUGGUGAGGGAGUUAAGAUGGAGGGUAUGGUGAUCACAGAGUGGAAAGAUAUUCCCAUGGAGCUGCUGUUGAGAAUUGUUUCUCUAGUCGAUGAUCGGACUGCGAUUGUUGCAUCUGGUGUUUGUAGUGGGUGGAGGGAUGCCAUUUGCUUGGGCCUCACCCAACUCUGUCUCUCAUGGUGCAGAAAGAACAUGAACAAUUUGGUUCUAUCUCUUGCUCCUAAAUUCACCAAAUUGCAAACUCUGAUACUGCGCCAAGAGAACCCACAGCUUGAAGACAAUGCUGUUGAGACUAUUGCAAAUUUUUGUCACGAUCUGCAGGACUUGGACCUCAGCAAAAGUUUCAAGCUUAGUGAUCGCUCAUUGUAUGCAUUGGCCCAUGGUUGUCCUAACCUUACAAAACUUAACAUUAGCGGCUGCCUGUCUUUCAGUGAUGAAGCUGUUGAAUAUUUGACUAAUUUUUGUCGAAAACUGAAAAUAUUAAAUCUUUGUGGAUGUGUUAAGGCUGCAACUGACCGUGCAUUGCAGGCUAUUGGACGAAACUGCAACAUGUUGCAAUCUUUAAAUCUGGGAUGGUGUGAGAAUGUUGGUGAUCUAGGAGUGAUGAGUCUUGCAUAUGGAUGCCCUGAUCUCAGAUGCUUGGAUUUGUGUGGAUGUGUCCUCAUAACAGAUGAUAGUGUGAUUGCUUUGGCAAAUGAGUGUCUCCAUUUGAGGUCACUCGGUCUCUACUACUGUCGUAACAUCACAGACAGGGCAAUGUACUCACUGGCUCACAGCCGAGUGAAGAACAAGCCUUCAAUGUGGCAAUCCAUGAAGGGUAGAUAUGAUGAAGAAGGUCUUAGAAGUCUCAAUAUAAGCCAGUGUACUGCACUUACUCCUUCAGCUGUUCAGGCAUUAUGCGAUACAUUCCCUGCUCUUCACACCUGCUCUGGAAGGCAUUCCCUUGUUAUGAGUGGCUGCUGGAAUUUAACGUCUGUGCAUUGUGUUUGUGCUGUCCAAGCACAUUGCACAUGAACAGUAUUCCCCAUACAGCUCAUUGAAGGGGAUGUUAAUGUUGAUAUUGUAAGUAAAUGUACUUAUGUAAGGGCUUAGAGACACGAGAUUUCUCUGUGUAUAGGAUUGUGUUGAGAAGUAUAUGUUUGUUAUCUCGUCGGACAUCAUGGACUGAGUACACUUUGGACUUGUAAUAUCUGCACUUAUGAAUUGUGAAUUAUGCGGCAUUUGGCUUUUGGAAGCCGAACUUUGCUGGUUAAAGUUUCUGUUUACAUUGCUUCUGGUUUAA
Messenger RNA from Theobroma cacao (cacao), 1691 nucleotides. NCBI's taxonomy places the organism in Eukaryota, Viridiplantae, Streptophyta, Magnoliopsida, Malvales, Malvaceae. The record is from RefSeq and is a predicted model, not a curated record.